Penicillium brevicompactum is the source of this 852-nucleotide messenger RNA. RefSeq names its product Class II aldolase/adducin N-terminal. The record is from RefSeq and is a predicted model, not a curated record. NCBI's taxonomy places the organism in Eukaryota, Fungi, Ascomycota, Eurotiomycetes, Eurotiales, Aspergillaceae. The transcript is spliced from 3 exons. Gene Ontology annotation, cellular component: cytoskeleton. Gene Ontology annotation, molecular function: actin filament binding. Bases 1 to 852 code for a protein of 283 amino acids.
AUGGUGCCCUCUAUCGGCGAUGUCAGUGCUUCCAAAACGACAGGCCUCGCUGCCUUGUCGCAGGGCACUCCCUUACCUGGCAUACCCAAGUUCACAGACUUCGAUACCCAGAGAGAAUAUAUGUUGAAUCACAUGGCGGGUGCGUUCAGAGUAUUCGCUCGACAUGGGUUUGUUGAAGGAAUGGCCGGCCAUAUCAGUAUGCGCGACCCCGAGAACUCCGAGCUUUUCUGGACAAACCCGCUUGGAAUCCAUUUUGGUCUUCUGAAACCGUCCGACAUGAUUCUAGUGAAUGAAGACGGAGUCGCAGUCGGCGGCAACCUGUCUCGACCAGCAAAUGCCGCCGGAUUCCUCAUCCACAGCGCCAUCCACCGCGCUCGACCAGAUGUGAAUGCCGCGUGUCACUUUCAUUCCACGUAUGGCAAGGCGUGGUCGACAUUUGCGCAGCCUCUUGAAAUGCUGAAUCAAGACGUGGCGAUUUUCUACGGCGCGGCGCAAAGUGUCUAUAAAGAGUUUGGAGGCGUUGUUCUAAAAGAGGAGGAGUCAGCAGCAUUGGCAGAGAGUCUUGGUGAUGCGAAGGUGAUGAUUUUACGAAACCAUGGUCUCCUUACUGUUGGCGGGACUGUUGAUGAAGCUGCUUAUCUGUUUUUGUUGAUGGAAAAAAGUUGCAAAGUCCAACUAGCUGCCGAUGCUGCUGCUGCGUCUGGUCGGAAGAAGAUGCACAUCGAUGAUGAGGCCGCGCGAUUUACUUAUGAGAAUACAAGUGAUCCGGAGUCCCUAUUUGCGGAGUUCCAGGGUUAUCUGCAGUGGGAAUCAGCUGUUUCGCAUGAUGGAUACAAGGCUAUUGGAUGCUAA